This is a messenger RNA of Fraxinus pennsylvanica, 804 nucleotides long. The record is from the annotation of a GenBank genome assembly. Lineage: Eukaryota; Viridiplantae; Streptophyta; Magnoliopsida; Lamiales; Oleaceae.
AUGGAAGAUGGUGAGAGGGAGAGAUUGAGGUUUUCUGAAGGAAGAAAUGAUUGGGGUAGUGAUUCUGAGGGUUCUUUGGAGGACCUAGUUGAUGAUGAACUUUGCUACUCGUCUGGUGACAUCCCCAAAUUGCAAUUCAGGAAAGAUGUGUUGAAGGCACGGUGGAUCGAGGAGUUGGGAAUGGCCGAGGUGUUGGAGAGAAAGGGUAAAAUGUGGACCACAACUGGGAUAGUUCGUGAUGGCAAACUGUAUUGCUCCAUCGAAGAGACUUUGUUUCUAGCUGAAAUUGGAGCUUUGCAUAUCUUGCAUGGCGAUGAUACAUACCUUUCCUUAAAAGAUUUAUACGAAAAAGUCGCAAAAGGUACAGAUGGACAUGGAUGCUCUUGGGAGUCUUUGGAAGUUUAUCGCCACUUGAAGGCUCUUGGUUACAUCGUUGGCCGACAUGGUAUCCCUUGGACUUCUAGGAGUACUAAAACUAAUUCCAUUGCUGAAAAUGAACUUGAUGUUACAAGUUGUAACAUGUCAAGUCACGGCAUUCUCAUUACUGAAAUGUUCGAUAGCUUGCAGUUUAGUGAAGUGAGACCAAAGUUCGAAGUUUACUCGCCUAAUAGCAAGUUUAAGAAGUCUUCUCCUGGAAGUCCAUGUUUUCUCCUCUGCCUUACCAGUGACCAUCCACCAUCCAAACAAGCGAUGGAGGACCUCGAGACACGUUAUGAAGGCAAUUGUAUAAAAUUCUGUUGUGUCGAGCAUGGGCGGGUCAGUUUCUUUUCAUUCACCAAAGUGGAACUUCCCGUCCUCCCAUGA